UUUGAAUCGGCUGAUUGUGAGCACUCGUCGGGUAGAACUUACGGCAGCCUCCGUCGUAUGUGUUAUCAGUAUUACCGCCCUCGACGCUAUCGCUGUGGUCGCAGGUUCUCAGCUGUUUGUCCACAAUUUACUGAUCAGUCUUGCGAAAGCCUGACGCCAAAGCGCGCGGGAGUGCUAUAUCGACUGCAAAUUGGGGGGGUGAACGACACGAUGGCAUCCCGAAGACAGGAGCUGAGCGAUGAAACCCAGGUGGACUAUCGCGAGCGUCUGCCCAAUGUGGGUGAACUGAUUGUUCCGCACAUUUAUUCCGCCUGCAGUUGGUCAACCGUGCGGACGCGUGUUCAUGUGCUUCAAUGGUUACCAAAGUACCACGCCAAAUAUUUGCUCUCGGACAUAAUCGCCGGAGUAACGGUUACGCUGACUGCAAUACCCCAGAGUAUAGCCUACGGGAUUCUGGCCAAUCUACAACCCCAGGAUGGCAUUUACUCUAAUCUGAUCGGUUGUUUGAUGUAUUUCCUGUUCGGAAGCGUCGCCGAUGUGACCGUAGCACCGACUUCCAUCAUGGCCAUUAUGGUCCAGGGUGUGGUAACGCAGAUUGGGCCUGGAGCGGCUCUGCUGACACUGCUGGCUGGUUUGGUUACCUUUCUGUUCGGUAUCCUACAUCUUGGCUUUUUGGUGCGAUUUAUUUCGAUGCCCGUAAUCACCGGGUUUACGACAGCGGCGUGUCUGACCAUCGGGAGUGCUCAACUGCGAUCGCUGUUCGGAAUUAACAGUGCGGGGAAGAGUAGUGAUUUUAUAGAUGCAUGGGAGAAUGUGAUCACUAACAUUGGCGAGACUCGACUGUGGGACACCGUUCUUGGAUUCAGCUCAAUCGCAUUCCUGGUUAUUUUUAGGCUGAUAAAAGACUGCGGCCAGGGCCAUUGGAGAACGUUUUCCAAGUACCUGUCCCUGUUGCGUAAUGCACUGGUCGUUGUAAUUGGCGCUUCUCUCGCAUACGGUUUCUCCCUGAAUGGUUCCCAACCGUUCAAACUAACCGGUCAUGUCGAGUCCGGCCUUCCUCCGUUCAUCGUUCCACCGUUUUCGAUCACCAACAACGGCACAUACUACGCAUUCUCCGACAUGAUCUCCGUCAUGGGCACCUCAAUCAUCACGAUUCCUCUGGUUUCUAUCUUGGAGAUCAUAUCGAUCGGGAAAGCCUUCUCCAAGAACAAGAUGGUGGACGCUACGCAGGAGAUAAUCGCGUUGGGAAUGUGCAACAUAGCGGUUGCCUUUUUUUCGCCCCUUCCGGUGGCGGGAUCGUUUACUCGAACCGCGAUCAACAACAGCAGCGGAGUGAAAACUUCUCUCGGUUGUGUGGUGACAACUGUCAUGCUGCUGUUGGCACUGGCCAUUCUAGCAGACGCAUUUUACUAUAUUCCGAAGGCAACUCUCGCUUCGGUGGUGAUCUCCGCCAUGAUAUUCAUGGUGGAUUAUGGGGGAAUCGCUGAUAUUUGGCGUGCUAAGAAAAUUGAUGUGUUGCCCCUGGUGGGAACAGUCAUCGCUUGCGUCUUCCUGGGACUCGACUAUGGGAUUCUUGUGGGGAUUGCUGUCAAUUGUUGCUUCCUGCUUUAUCUAAUGUCGGCUCCGGAGAUAACGAUGGAAACGAGACACAUCGAUAGUACGAAUGUGCUGAUAGUGCGACCUGCGCUGGAUUUAACCUUUUCAUCGGCAGAGUAUCUGAGAGACCGAGUAAUGCGAACGGUAGUGGAAGCGUACCAAAACCCUAUCGAUCUGGUGGUUCUGGAUGGUAGUGGAAUGAAUUUUGUGGACACGACCGUGGCGAAGAAUUUGGCUAGCGUGGUGAGUGAUCUCCAGGGACGUGAGGUAGGACUAGUGUUGUGGAAGUGGAACAGAAGCACCGCCGGUACGGUGGUUAGACUAAGUACUAGGUUUGUGCCGCUGUUGAAAAAUGGGGCUACGAUCGAUGAUGUAAUACUGAAGUGGAAAUCGGAAUGGGAAAAUAGCACAAAAGAGGCCUGAUGACGGAUAGUAUUGCACAAGGCAUAAUUAUUCCUCUCAAAUGUAUUAUAAUUCCAUGCGCUUUAACGUGCACAUGAUGGGUUAUUAUCUAGAUGCAUAUGUUGAAGACGGGUAUUAGUAAUCAUAGCUGACUACUACCAUUAUAGUUCCACAAAUCAUGUUCCUAUACUAACCGGAAGCUGUGAAUUCGCCUGUUUUUACUACUUGAUAAAUAAACUAUUCU
Molecule: messenger RNA, 2242 nt
Organism: Toxorhynchites rutilus septentrionalis
Lineage: Eukaryota; Metazoa; Arthropoda; Insecta; Diptera; Culicidae
Product: sodium-independent sulfate anion transporter-like
Exons: 3
Coding region: 58-2019 (653 amino acids)
Biological process (GO): transmembrane transport
Cellular component (GO): membrane
Molecular function (GO): sulfate transmembrane transporter activity
Source: RefSeq, a predicted model, not a curated record